AUGAGCUGGCUGGGUGAGGCUUGGCAGGAGGGGCUGCCAGCACGGGCACUGCAGGGGGUGAGGGAGCUAGAGCAGCGCCUGGAGUGGGCCAACAAGGAGCGGGUCCAGAAGCAGGCACAGCUGGACACGCUGGAAGCUGUGCUACACAAGCAGAGGCAGAAGCACGAGGAGGAGCGUGGCACGUGGGCGCUGCUGGCUCGGGAGCGGCGGGACCUGGCUGAGGCCUGCGAGCGGCUGGAGUGCGGGCGCCAGCAACUGAGCCGGGAGCUCCAGGCCAAGGGGGCGCAGCUAAACCAGCUGGAGAGGCAGCUGGGCCGGGCUGCCCAGCGCAUUGAGGAGCUGGAGGAGGAGCUGCGGAGGUGCCAGGCAGAGCUGGAUAACCUGCAUUCAAGCACCCCCCUGACCCAUUGCUGCCCCCCCCGGAUGAAGUUGCAGCCCAUCAGCUCCACAUUGGGGGAGAAGCCACUCAUGCAUCGAGAGGCUGCCUGGCACAGUGUCCCUCCUGGGGGCCCUGCCACCCCAGAGAACAGUCAGGGGAUCCCAUCCCCUGGGGAGGAACCUAGAGAGGAGAAUGCAGGGCUGGGGCAUGGCCCCCCUGGUAUGGAGGCCUGGGAGUUGAGGGGGGGACUGCAGUCAGUGCAGCGGGAGUUGGCCCAGUGCACAGAGCAGCGGGACCAGGCAGUCACUAAGGUGCGUGCCCUGGAACGGUGGGUGCAGCAGCUGUUGGAGGAGCUGAGGGGCCAGAGGCAGAGAGCAGGGGCCACGCAGCGCCACCUGGAGCAGCAGGAGAAGGAGCACCGGCAGGAGCUGGCGGAGCUGGAGCAGCACCGUCGGGAAGCACUGGAGCAGCAGGGUACCCAGUUGGACAUUCCUGUGCCCCCCCACUGCCCACCAAACAAGGGCCUGGGGGGAUCAGAGCAGGAGCGGCACCACCCAGGCUAUGGCAAGCGCAGCCUCAGCAGCUUCCAGCAGGAACGGGCACCCGAGAAACAAGGGGCAGCUGGGAAGGUCAGAGGUUCCUCAGCACAGGGUCCCCGAGUUGUGGGCAGGCUGGUGCCCAGAGGGGAGCGGGGCCAGGAGCCGGAGUCCCCCACAGAGCUGCAGGCCCUGAGGGCUGAGGUUUUGGGGCUGCGCCAGCGCCUGGCUGCCUCUGAGAGCCUGCGCAAGGGGCUGCUGGAAACCUGCUGGCAGCUGCAUCAAGGCACCCGGGACCUGACUGGGGAGCGCCGGGCACUGGCUGAGAUGCCACUGGCUCAUGAUGCUGCCAUUCAGCACAAGGAAGAGGCGGAGGAGCUGCAGGGAGCACCAGGGCCCGGCCUGGCCAAAGGGGAUCGGGGGGAACUGCAGGCCCUGGCUGUGGAGUUGGAGGCUCAGGUCUGGGGGGCACCAGGGCCUGGCCUGCCUGAGGGGGAUGCUCAGGAGGUGGGGGAGCUGCAAGUGCUGCGGGGGGAGUUGAGGGCCCUGGCCCUGGGCAAGGCUGAGGCAGAGGCUCAGGCUGCCCAGGCCCAGGAGCGGCUGCGGCGGCUCCAGGAGACGCUGGGGUUGCAGACAGAGCGGCUGGCACUGGCCUGUGAGGCUCAGAGCCAGCAUGUGGCAGAGCUGCUGACUGAGGGGCACGAGCGGGAGCAAGAGCUGAAGCGCCUGGGCCAGGCGCUGCGGGAGGCGGGACGGGUCCGUGAGCUACUGGAGGCUGAGGUGGGGCGGCUGCAGGUGCUGCUGGGUGGGGACACACGUCCCACUGGUUCCCCUGAGCUGCCCCCCAAUGCCCCAAAGCCCGGCCCCGCCGAGCCGCCCCCCACAGCCCCAGAGCCCGGCCCCGCCGUGCCACCCCCCACAGCCUCAGAGCCCGGCCCCGCCGAGCCGCCCCACACAGCCCCAGAGCCCGGCCCCGCCGAGCCGCCCCCCACAGCCCCAGAGCCCGGCCCCACCGAGCUGCCCCCCACAGCCCCAGAGCCUGGCCUGCCUGAGCCGACCCCCGCAGCCCCAGAGCCCGGCCCCGCUGAGCCGCCCCCCGCAGCCCCAGAGCCCGGCCCCGCCGAGCCGCCCCCCACAGCCCCAGAGCCCGGCCCCACCGAGCUGCCCCCCACAGCCUCAGAGCCUGGCCUGCCUGAGCCGACCCCCGCAGCCCCAGAGCCCGGCCCCGCUGAGCCGCCCCCCGCAGCCCCAGAGCCCGGCUCCACCGAGCCGGCCCCCGCAGCCCCAGAGCCUGGUCUGCCUGAGCCGCCCCCCACAGCCCCAGAGACCGGCCCCACUGAGCUGCCCUCCACAGUCCCAGAGCCCGGCUCCACUGAGCCGCCCUCCACAGCCCCAGAGCCUGUUGCCACUCAGUGCCCUGGAGUUGGCUGUGGUUAG
This is a messenger RNA of Gopherus flavomarginatus (Mexican gopher tortoise), 2352 nucleotides long. RefSeq names its product neurofilament heavy polypeptide-like. Gene Ontology annotation, biological process: regulation of G2/M transition of mitotic cell cycle; mitotic cell cycle; metaphase chromosome alignment. Gene Ontology annotation, molecular function: microtubule binding; dynein complex binding. NCBI's taxonomy places the organism in Eukaryota, Metazoa, Chordata, Testudines, Testudinidae. Gene Ontology annotation, cellular component: chromosome, centromeric region; nucleus; spindle pole. Bases 1 to 2352 code for a protein of 783 amino acids. The record is from RefSeq and is a predicted model, not a curated record. The transcript has 10 exons.